AUGGUUCGCCUUUAUAAUGCCCAUGUAAACCACCUAGAAUUUCAGUUCUCAGACCCAUUGUAUGUCACCAUUUCAGCAAUGGAAAGCGAAUCCCAGAAAAAGAAUGAGAAAGAAGCAAGAAGGAAAAAAAAGUUAAAAAAAAUAAAGGGUGCCCUACGUAAAUUGGCAACAAUUCGUGCUUUUUCUUCUAUCCCUAAGCCAGUAGAGGUCACUUCUAGCACUUAUUGCCCCUUACUCCGAGCACGAUGGACAAUGAAUAAGAAAAUGCAAGACUUAGAUGUUUUGUGUAACAUGGAGUUUACAGAUGACUUCCAAAUGUUUUUUGAACCCUUGCUGGAAACAGUCCCAAACAUUGGGCCACCAGCUGUUCUGGCAUAUAAACCAGAGCCUCCUCCACAUGAUGUGAUAUUUGAGUGGGAAACGGAGUUCCCUGCACGUUGUGAGUUUUGUGGGCGUGAACUGGGAUCAUUUCCUUACCUGGAUAAUGUUGAUUUUGACUCUGAAAGCUCUGCGGAUCUCUUUUGUUGUCUUGAGUUCAAGAGGUUGUUUGAAUAUGUUAUCCAAGAAAGAGAAGUCUUGAAAACAAUGCAACCACCAUUAGAGUUAAUCCCCAUUGGCCCUCACCCAGCCUUUGGCACUGAGCAAGAAAGAAUCAGGGCAAAAGAAAAGGCCUUUCGGAGACAUCAAGAGAGGCAGGUGGCCAAAACCUUUGCAUUCAUGACAGUUGAGCCUGAAGAAGUUAAUGUAAAGCAGGUUAGGACAAUAAAUUACCACCUUUCCCGGGACCCCACAGCAAGAAAGAAAAUUACAGAAGACUUUGUUCAAACACUGGAAGAUCGAUGUGUUUUGACUAUUGAUUGUGAUAAUAUUUGGACAUUACCUGGCAUACGGAAAGUAGAGAAGGAAUUCCUUAAAAAGAACUACAAAAAUGGAAAAAGGUUCCUGACCAGGUUUCCAGAUGGCACAGCCCAAAUAUUCUACCCUUCGGGAAACUUAGCAGCAAUCGUUGUGAACAACAAGGUAAAAGGUUUCACUUGUAUAAUCCGAGAUGAUGCAAGCGAAAAACCUGCAAUUAGGGCAAUAUUUAAUUCCAACGGCACAGUUACCUGCUACUAUCCCAACGGAACCAUCUGGUGGCCCCCAGCAUGGCUGGUGGUUCUGACAGCCAGAGCUCCCAUGGAGCCUUGGUGGAAUGUCACCAGCUGGAAGUUUGUCUAG
Gracilinanus agilis (Agile Gracile Mouse Opossum) is the source of this 1218-nucleotide messenger RNA. RefSeq names its product glutamate rich 6 (gene ERICH6). The transcript has 11 exons. The coding region runs from base 1 to 1218 and encodes 405 amino acids. The record is from RefSeq and is a predicted model, not a curated record. NCBI's taxonomy places the organism in Eukaryota, Metazoa, Chordata, Mammalia, Didelphimorphia, Didelphidae.